Labrus mixtus (cuckoo wrasse) is the source of this 2826-nucleotide messenger RNA. Its product is annotated as hemicentin-1-like. Bases 245 to 1558 code for a protein of 437 amino acids. The transcript is spliced from 6 exons. NCBI's taxonomy places the organism in Eukaryota, Metazoa, Chordata, Actinopteri, Labriformes, Labridae. The record is from RefSeq and is a predicted model, not a curated record.
CCUGUGUGGAAAGUUUGAGAGCAUUAUACCAAAUACUAUAGAGGUUCUGAAGGGAUCCUGUGUGACAAUCCCCUGCUCCUUUGACGUAGAUGAUCAAUAUAAUGUCAACUUAGAUAACACAUGUAAAGCAUUAUGGAAAGAAAGUACUAAUGGACCUGCUGUGUUUGAUAGCAGUAAUCCACAACAGAAAGGACAAUUGAUUGGUGACCUAACAAAAAAAGACUGCACCACAACCCUGAAUGACAUGCAAAACAACAAACUGUAUUUUGUUAGAUUGGAAUGUGGCAUUCUGAAAUACAAUUUUGAUGGCGUGACCAUUUCAGUCACAGAUGAUCCACCCAGACCGACUCUGACUCCGCCCACACUGAAGGUGAAGGAGGGAACCUCAGUGAGUUUGAAUUGCUCUGCUCCAGCUCCCUGUCUGUCUCUUCCUCCAAAUCUGACAUGGAGCCCCGGCCUGGGUGAAGGUCAGGAGACCCUGCAGGAGAAUCAGGACAAAACUAAAGUCAAGAUCUCUGUGCUGAACUUCAACGCAUCACACCUCCAUCACGGACAGGAAAUCUCCUGUACUGCUGUCUACAGAAAACAAGAUGGCAGCACUGAGUCAUCUGUGAAAACCAGUUUAACAGCUGACAUUACAUAUGCUCCACAGAUCAUGUCCUCAUCUGAUUGCACCAAAACUGCAAACCAGGUCAACUGUUCCUGUGAGUCUACGGGAAAUCCUCCUCCCACUUUACAAUGGAGUUUGGAUGGGUUAGCUGUCAAUCACUCAGAAGAGUUUGCAGUCAGUUAUGGCACAGGCGGGAGCUUCAUCACCAUGAGUCAAGCCCAAUGGAAGGAUCACUUCACUGUACUUUGUCGCAGUUCAAACUCUCUGGGAUCUGCUUCUCAGCGAUUUCUUUUCUACAGCCUUCCACCAUCUGCAGAAAGUCAAGAUAGUGUGAUUUCGCCAGUCUUCAUCGCCACCAUUGUCGCCUUCCUAGUGGUAAUAUGUGCACUACUAGUGCUAGUAUGUGCUCUACUCUUUGUUAUCAGGGCUCAGAGGACUCAACACAACCUGCUUAAGAGUCAGGGGUCAGGUAACGCCAGCACAGUUGCUAUGAGCCAACUUCUACCAAGUGGAGAAGGAAAUGAGGAACCCAACAAAACAGAUGAGGACAUUUAUGUCAACACCUAUGAGCUGAAGAAACCAGGUGUUACCCAACCUGCAACUACCUCUGAGCCAAUCAGCACCAACUUCCCAAGCUCAAGCCGAAACAACACAGAAGAUGCCAGUACAAGUUCAGAGAAGAAAAACGAGGAAAGCAAAGAUGUGAUUUACACUAGUGUGACUUGGAGGAGCAAAGGCGAGAAGGAGGGAGGAAGCUCUGGGGACACAAAUCAGUCAGGUCGCUCCUAUCUGGAGGAGAAGCGCUUAGAGGGAGCAUUGAAUUUUGUGAGCAAUGCAGUAGAGAUGUUAAAUCUAUACGACGAAGUGAAGCCUAGAAAUGUGAAGAAGGACUCUGAAUGUGAAUAUGCCCGGGUUAAAUUUAGAGAAAAGAGUGUGAUGCAGACAUAGCUUACAGUUCAGUCAGGACCACUUUGUCAAGAAAAUGUACUUCAUUGCAAUUAUUUAUAUUCGGCGGUAUGGCUCUGUUUUGGGAUCUCCCUGACCUUCCACGUUCUUAAGUUGAAUGCAUACAAGGAAAACUUUAGGCAGAGAUAAGCAGCAAAGCCAAACAGAGCAGGCAUCAAUGACAAGCAUGACAUUGAUUGAUGCAAGUCAUUGCAGCAUAAAAGGAGGAGCUGGGGUGGAGGAGGGCUGCAAAUGUGGCUUGCAGAGGGAGCAGCAAAGAGUAGGCAGGCUAGAGCAGUUUAAAUAAGCGGCAUAAGAACUUUUGGCUAAUAGAAUGCUUUGAAGCAAAUCAGCUUGAGGCUUGUGUGAGAUCAGCUGUUACCGAAACUCUGGCAUGAUAGUCGAGCGUGACUCCAUUCCCUGCCUGAAACUAAAACGAAGAAACAUAGUGACUUCAGUUCUCUUAUGCUGGCUAGCUGCAGUUAUUUUUUUACAAGUUGUGUCAACACUGAAGGCAUUUCAUCCUCAAUGAAUUUACAGCAACUACUGCAGACCCAUAACCUGCAGGGUGAUGAAGAAUGACUAGUUGUCCUUGGUCUCAAUGCAAGGAAUUAACCAAACUGUGAGCACAAAACAGAGGCACAUUUUAAAUGAAAAUCAAGUUAAAAUCGUCAAUCAAGUUCGGUGUGGAAAAAACAUCUAAGAUUUUAUUUGAAGGCCAUAUAUUUUUUUAAUGGAAAAUAAACAAGAAAAAAGAAAAUAUACAUUCAAGAGAGCAAAACAAUAUCAAAAGUUCUUAAAUCAGCAAUAGAAAUUCAGUGUUGCGUUAGUUCAGGCAGGGAAUCAACACAAUGCUCUAUAUGUCAACCAAAUCAAGUGAAGCUUUUGAAAGCCCCUUAGCAACAUCUUUCAGCUAUCUUCAAAUUGUGUGUCUUCAUACCAUUGCCAAGACUACCACAUAGCAUAUAACACAAGUGUAACAGGAAAUAGGAAAGCAAACCAACAUUCUGCCAGGUACAAAGCCUUGUUAAAAAAGUUAGAAUUUAGAGUGCCUUAAUGUUUAUGUUCUUUAAGCUAGUGACAGGUUUUGUUUAUUAAUGAAUACAAUUAUUCAAAUUUCCACUUUUUUUUAACCAAUAAUAACAAAAAAAAAAGUUAAUUCGGGGUCUCAGUUGUUAAUUUUGUGUGAAUUUAGGAAGAAUAGAUGUUACUAAGGAAAUGACUAAUGAGGAGCUUGUGUAAAUAAAUAAAUAAAUGUCCCAGUAACCAAG